AUGAAAAAACUCAUCUACAAAAUGUUCACAAAGGAUAAUGGAAUAAACAUGAACAUGGAGACAUUGGAUCAUAUUUCAAACAAGCUGCACGAUACAGAGUCCAUACGAAGAUUUCUAAAUGCAUUCAAGACAAGAUAUAAUUGCAAUACGCUAAAAUUCUCUCAGGUUGACGAACUCCUAGACAUCAAGAACCAGCAGCGUAGUUUCUUCCAGGUGAAUGAAUUCAAAUAUAAGAAAAGAAGCUUCACAAGUAAUAUGGAGUUUUACAAGACACAGUGCACAAGCAACGUAAAAAUUACAAAUAUUGGGCUGCUAAAACAGGAUUCACCAUCGAGCAUCUUUGGAUGUCUUUAUAGAGACAAGAGUAACAACUGGGUUUUGGAAGAUGAACACGAUCUAAUAGAAAUCGAGCUAUAUGACUGCACAAGCAGAGGAUUUUUACACGAAGACAUGUUCAUUGGAUUUUACGGGGUAUUACACAAUAAGAAAUUCAAAGUGUCGAAGAUCCAAUUACCAGAAAUCAAAGUUGAUACACAUAUGAAUACGUUUUUAGAGAAUAGAAACAUCAAAAUGUGCUUCAUAAACGGCUGUGAAAAUAUGGAUAGUCACAUAUAUGAGAUAUAUGUGAAGCACAAACCUGACAUGUUUGUAAUAGCAUUGGAGGAUGAGACUACACUGCCGAGUUUUCCAGUGCAUACAGUUGUCAUUCGAAAGACAAACGAAAGAAACUUGCUACCUAGAAAGUUUACAGAGAAGAGUAGUGAUCCAUUUUUGCGCAAAGUAACAAAUCCAAGUAUCAUAGAGACAUACGACAAAAGCGUACUAUUCACAGACAUUGACUUGCACAUAUACAAAGGCGUAGGUGAGUUUGUCAAUGAUAAGCCGUUUGAAUCGUUUAUGGAGAGCUACUUAUCUCAAGCUUCAGUUCAUCCAUUCAGCAAAACGAAUUUUCUGAUGAAACAACAUCCAAAUUUCAUUGUGAUUGCAAGUGACACAAAGCAAUAUAUCCAUAAGGUUGGUGAUGUAAGCAUUGUUAAUCUUGGAAAUUUCAGUAGAGGAUGUUAUUGCAUUAUAGAGACAUCCAAAAAUACAGCUGAAAUAUACAUAGAUAAAAUAUUGAGAUGA
Molecule: messenger RNA, 1125 nt
Organism: Enterospora canceri
Lineage: Eukaryota; Fungi; Microsporidia; Enterocytozoonidae
Source: the annotation of a GenBank genome assembly